AUGGUUCUCCACACUCCGUCCGGUACUAUGCCCCGCCAUGUCGAUCGGAAAGCUCUCUAUACCGAUCUUGAAGCACGGGUCCACUAUCUGCAGCAGUUCCUUGGGUUUAAUGCUGAUGAUGUUGCCGCGCUCAACAAAGGUUCCAAACAUAUCAAGGCCAUGGCACCGACUCUGGUGGAUCGUGUCUACGCGAAACUCCUAGAGACAGAUAUCACCGCUCGUGUUUUCAAGACGCGCACCACGACCUCAGAGGACUAUGAUGGUGAUUAUCCUGAGUUCAAGAGUCCGUACAUCCAGUGCCGUCGGAUGUUUUUGCGAUGGUACAUGACCAAGCUCUGCUCUGACCCAACCAAGCUCGAGUUCUAUGCGUACCUGAAUAAAGUGGGACGAAUGCACGAUGGCAAAGACCGCAUGAUAUCGUUUGAUGUUGAAUACAUUCACAUUGGGGCUUGUCUCGGCUACAUCCAGGACAUGUUAAUCGAAGCAGUCAUGGGAUAUGACAAAAUUUCCUUUCCCUUCCGGCUGGCGUUGCUUCGAGCUCUCAACAAGGUGAUCUGGAUUCAAAACGACCUCUUUGCUCGGUGGCGGGUUCGGGAUGGGGUAGAGUUUGAAACGGAGAUUGAAGCAGCCCACCAGGAUCGAAAAGCAGAGCCGAAGGCAGCAGCGGAAAAGCCUUCCCCAAGGAAUCAGAGUCAUGAUCGACCAGGUAGCGCAAGGACCGGUUCAUCUUCGUGGACUGAAUCGACCAGUCUCUUCUCCGAAGCGGUGUCUUCUGCACCAACGCUGUCAACAACUAGCACGCAGAAUCCAUCUUCUCAUCACUCGGUCUGUCCGUUCUCGCAUACCAGCUCAUCCUCAUUCGAAACAAAGGUCUGGUCCGGGGGUGAGACAAGUCGCAGUGCCGGAAAUGAUGAAUGA
Molecule: messenger RNA, 918 nt
Organism: Aspergillus sclerotioniger CBS 115572
Lineage: Eukaryota; Fungi; Ascomycota; Eurotiomycetes; Eurotiales; Aspergillaceae
Product: protoglobin family protein
Exons: 3
Coding region: 1-918 (305 amino acids)
Molecular function (GO): heme binding; oxygen binding
Source: RefSeq, a predicted model, not a curated record